Messenger RNA from Cucumis melo (muskmelon), 1464 nucleotides. RefSeq lists its product as uncharacterized. The record is from RefSeq and is a predicted model, not a curated record. NCBI's taxonomy places the organism in Eukaryota, Viridiplantae, Streptophyta, Magnoliopsida, Cucurbitales, Cucurbitaceae. The transcript has 9 exons. Bases 85 to 1227 code for a protein of 380 amino acids.
UAAUUUUCCAAAAUAAAACCCCAAAACCGGAAAUUGGUCGAACCUCAAGCAGCCGGAUCGAGUUCGUCUGAACGCUGCAGACUAAUGGCCUAUGCGGCGGAGUCAAUAUGGUCAACGGCCGCCAUGAGCGUCGCACUGACGUUUAUCUCUGCCUCCGCCAUCAUAUCUCUUUAUCUUGUGACAAAGAAGUCGAGAGAGUUGGGUACCAAGGUUCAACAGCUCGAGGCUUCUCUAGCAGCUUCGUUAAAGAAAACCGCCGCCGAGAGACAAGGCCGGAUACGGGCACAGCAGGCUUUAAGGAAAGCAGUUGCGGAACCCAAGUCUGAUAGUGUGGAAUGUACUUCAUACCCCAUGACGCCAAUCGGUACUAUCCAAUCAUCCUUCACUACUAGGAAUGGGACUCCAAGGCAAUCUUUGCUCGUACCUCUUGCAAGGGCACGGUUGGUGUUUUCUGCUCGCAUUCCUCCAGCUUCCAUUGAAGGUCUUGUAGAAUAUUCCCAUUGCUGGGUCAUAUAUGUCUUUCAUUUGAACACAGAUCUCGACAAGUUGUGGAAGGAUCCCUCGAAAUCAAAAUUCAAGGCAAAAGUUAGAGUACCGAGGUUGAAAGGCGAAAGAGUAGGAGUCUUUGCUACGAGAUCUCCACAUAGACCAUGCCCAAUCGGACUUACCGUUGCAAAGGUGGAGGCUGUCCAGGGACAUGAAAUUCUACUCUCUGGUGCCGACCUUGUUGAUGGAACUCCGGUACUUGAUGUUAAACCUUAUCUACCAUACUGUGACAGUGUCCAAGAUGCAACAGUCCCAAAGUGGUUACUGGGGGACAGUGUAUUGACUGUUGCGUCCAUUUGCUUCUCUGAAGAAUUUACGUCCGCUCUAUCCAAGUGUUGGCCACUAGUGGAAAAGAAAUCACUUUAUGCGUCGGAAGAAGAAUUGAAAAACUUUGUGAAACAGGUGCUUUCUUGGGAUAUUCGAUCAGUGUCUCAACGAAGUCGACCUCAUUGCUCCCACAUCAAGACAGUAACUGGAGACGAAUUGUUGGAUGAGAGUUCAGAUUCAGAUGGUCACGUAGAUGACAAAGUUUCGAGUAGUUCACAAAGUUAUUCUAAGAGCACAAUCUAUCACCUACUUGUAGAUGGCUUAGAUGUUUCAUACACAAUUGGUUACCAUGGGGACGUGGUUGUGGACAAAGUAGAACUUGCAUCACCUAGCUCGAGAACAAGAAGCAAUUAACACAGAGCAAAUUCUUCCGAAUAGGCAAAUCAGGGUUGUCUCAUUACUAACCUUGCAUUACUACAAUUAAAAGGAUCCCCUUUCUUGGGAUUCUCCAUUGAAAUUAUACUGCCUUGAAUGGAGCUUAAUCUUGCUCAUCUUUCUGACGGAAAAAAAGCUGUAGGUUGAAAUUGAGACUAGAAUGCUGGAUGAAUUAUGAGUUUGUUUGAUGGUUAAUGAAAUGGUUUUGGUUGAAAA